Molecule: messenger RNA, 3312 nt
Organism: Closterium sp. NIES-67
Lineage: Eukaryota; Viridiplantae; Streptophyta; Zygnematophyceae; Desmidiales; Closteriaceae
Source: the annotation of a GenBank genome assembly
CACGGUUGUCAGCAGAAGCAACCUCGCCAAGGCCGCCAUAAACCACCAUCUCUCUCCAUCAAUCUGUCGCUCCCAGAUCGGCCGUCACUCGUCCUAGCUCCGCCCGCCCAUGCCGCUCUCUCCUUCACGCCGCGCGCGCUGACUAACCUCGAGUGCACUGCUCUCGUGCGCUGAAUUGCUGCCAUGGCGUCGCUACAAUCAGCAGCGAUUUGUGCCGGGUUGGCUGUCGAAGCCGCAGGAAGAGCCGCACAGUUCGAUCGCUGGAGCGACGCUGCCGCGAGAUGCGGCUCCUCCCGUCCACCCGCGUGCCAGCCGCGCUGGUCGUCCAGUCGCCGCCCCUCUGCCGCCAUCCGUCGCAGGUCGUCGCGCCAGUCGCUAUCUAUUUCACUAGGCCUGCCCCACCCACGCCGUGUGCAAGCGUCGCGAUCAGCGGGUUGCAGCGACGGCAGGUUUCGAUUUCGAGUUGCGGCAGCCCCGCGUGUGUGGCCGGAGCGACCUCAUCCCGCGUCUCAACGCACAUCGCAGCCGGUGCGCUGUCACGCGUCCACGCCGCGCGGCCCCGACGACGUAUCAGAGCAAGGAGCGGCGCCCUCACGCGAGCAGGCGGCCGCGGGUGAGCCGGUCUCCGCGCCGGAUAGCGCGGAUCGGCAUUCCCAAGGGUCGUCAGGCGGCGGCAGCAGCAGCAGCAGCAGCAGCUGGGGUGCUGCAAGCGCUGCCGCUCGUUCGGCUGCGGACGGCGCUGCCGUGGCGUCGACGCCUCCCGCUUCCCUCGCCGCUGCGCCUGCAGCCGAGGCCGUGGGAGCAGCGCGCGCGGACGAUGGCGCACGAGGGGGGGGGGAGGCAGCAGCGGAGGGGGAGGCGGGAGAGGAGGGGGAGGCGGGAGAGGAAGGGGAGGCGGAGGAGGAGGGGGAGGUGGGUCGCGGGUUGUGGUUUCCGUUGAACCUAGUGGCGGGCGCCGUGUCCGCCGUGGCGCAGAGCCGCGUGGCGCGCAUGGUGGCGGCGUGGCCGGUGUGGCAGCAGCGGCGGCGGCUGCGGCAGCUGAAGGAGGCGGCGGACAGCAACCCCGCGGACGCGGGCCGGCAGGCGGAGUACCUGAGCGCGCUCAUCCAAACAGACCCUGCGGCCGUGGUGGAGCGCUUUGAGGCGCGGCAGCACGCGUCAGAUGCAGCGGGGGUGGCGCUGUACCUGAGGGCGCUGGUGGCCGCCGACCGCCUCUCCGCCUUCCUGUCCGAUGAGGACACCGGCCGCCCCGCCUCCCUGCCCAUGCUCCUGGAGGAUCUGAAGCAGCGGGCGACGCCAGGCGAGGGCCAGGCGGGGCUGCCACCUGGCACCACGGAGCAGACGCCGCUGCACGUCGUCAUGGUGGAGAGCCGCCCCAAGCCCCUGGCGCGUGGGCUGCGCUUUCUGCAGGAGCUGCUCUCGGCGCUUCUCGCCUGCUUCCUCGGCCUCCUCAUCUGGGUGGCGGCCACCACAGCCCUGAGGCGCUACGCCAGUGGCAUUGCUGGUAUGGGGGGGGCGGGGGCAGCAGGGGGGCCAGGAGUGGGCAUGGGGAGCGGCGGCGCGGGGGUGUACUCACCCAAGGAGUACAACAAGGACACCAUGCCCGAGAAGAGCGUGCGCACGUUCAAGGACGUGCGGGGGUGCGACGAGGCCAAGGCGGAGCUGGAGGAGAUCGUGGAGUACCUGAGGGACCCCACGCGCUUCACACGCCUGGGGGGCAAGCUGCCCAAGGGAGUGCUUCUGAUCGGCCCUCCCGGCACGGGGAAGACACUGCUUGCCAAGGCCAUAGCGGGCGAGGCGGGCGUGCCCUUCUUCUACCGCGCCGGCUCCGAGUUUGAAGAGAUGUUUGUGGGAGUGGGGGCACGGCGCGUGCGCACAUUGUUCCAGGCGGCCAAGAAGAAGGCGCCGUGCAUUGUGUUCAUCGACGAGAUCGACGCGGUGGGCGGCAGCCGCAAGCAGUGGGAGGGGCACACCAAGAAGACGCUCAACCAGCUGCUCGUGGAGAUGGACGGCUUCGAGCCCAACGAGGGCAUCAUAGUGAUCGCUGCCACCAACGUGCCUGAGAUGCUGGACCCCGCCCUCACCCGCCCCGGCCGCUUUGACCGACACGUGGUGGUGUCAGCGCCGGACGUGCGGGGGCGGAGGGAGAUCCUGGAGCUGUAUCUGCAGGACAAGCCACUGCACGCCGAUGUGGACGUUGCCACCAUCGCCCGCGGCACGCCCGGCUUCAGCGGGGCAGACCUGGCGAAUCUGGUGAACAUGGCGGCGGUGAAGGCGGCGCUGGACGGCGUGGCGGAGGUGGGCAGGGAGCAGCUGGAGUUCGCCAAGGACAAGAUCCUCAUGGGCGCCGAGCGCAAGUCCCUCGCUCUCUCGCAUGAAUGCCGCAAGAACACGGCGUACCAUGAGAGCGGGCACGCCAUCGUGGCGCUGCACACCCCCCACGCGCUGCCCAUCCACAAGGCCACCAUCAUGCCGCGCGGGGCGGCGCUGGGCAUGGUGACGCAGCUGCCGGACGAGGACUUUGAGACGUCGCGCACCAAGGCGCAGAUGCUGGCGCGGCUGGACGUGUGCAUGGGCGGGCGCGUGGCGGAGGAGCUCGUGUUCGGCGCCGACCGCGUGACCAGCGGCGCGCGCGACGACCUGCGGCAGGCAAGCCGCGUGGCGCGGCAGAUGGUGCGCGAGUGUGGCAUGAGCGACAAGCUGGGGCCCGUGUUCAUUGACAGCGAGGGCGGGGCGGAGGGGCGCGUGAGCGCGGACGUGCUGCGGGUGGCGGACGCUGAGGUCAGCCGGCUGCUCAAGGAGGCGUACGAGCGCGUCACACGGCUGCUCACACAGCACAAGCAUGAGCUGCACGCGCUGGCAGCAGCACUGCUGGAGCGCGAGACCAUGACAGCUGACGACAUCAAACUGCUGCUCGCCAACCCCACUGCCGCACCCUCCCCCUCCGCUGCUGCUGCUGCGUCCUCCAUGCCACUCUUGCCUGAAGCCCUUCAAGCAACCCCGUCAGCACUUGCCGCAGCACCUGCGGCGUUCACAGGGGUCGCACCCCCCUCCCAGCCCCUGGCGGCACCCGUGGGAGGCCUGGCCUCCUCCGCUGCAUGCUGACACACAACACAAGAUAAGGAGGAGGUCAAGUCGACCAUGGUUGCCAGCUAAAGGUAGCCCCGAGUCUUAGUAAAGGAGGCCAAGUUUUAGAGGUAAAGAUUAAUUGAUGGUGGGUGAAGUCCAUUUCUCUCGCAAGCAAUGCUUUAUUUGUGUAUCUUAUUAAUAAUUCCAGGUUUUCACAUGUCAUAUUUGGUGAAUGCAAAUUGA